This is a messenger RNA of Zeugodacus cucurbitae (melon fly), 5681 nucleotides long. Its product is annotated as proto-oncogene tyrosine-protein kinase receptor Ret. The transcript is spliced from 10 exons. NCBI's taxonomy places the organism in Eukaryota, Metazoa, Arthropoda, Insecta, Diptera, Tephritidae. Gene Ontology annotation, biological process: positive regulation of kinase activity; protein phosphorylation; cell surface receptor protein tyrosine kinase signaling pathway. Gene Ontology annotation, cellular component: axon; plasma membrane; signaling receptor complex. Bases 1464 to 5306 code for a protein of 1280 amino acids. Gene Ontology annotation, molecular function: calcium ion binding; transmembrane receptor protein tyrosine kinase activity; ATP binding. The record is from RefSeq and is a predicted model, not a curated record.
UAUACCACAAAGAAAUGUUGGCUGUGCGGCGGCAACAUCAUUUCGCUACGAACAGCGCUGGUGUACGGAAGUAAACGCGAAUAAAUACGGAUACAUGCCUUUCGGUGGCGAUUAUAACGGCAUAAAUGACAUUGCGGAUACGCGUAAAGUACGGGUUUGGUGAAAUUGGUAUUUUUUUGAAUACUAAAUUUUUUUUGUGGGUGUAAGUUAAAAAUUAUAAAAAAAUUCAAAAGAUAAAUUUCAAUUGGAAAUUCAGUGUUUUAAUUUAAACUGAGUGUUUGUGUGAUAUUUAUAAUAUUAUAAAAUAUUUUUACUAAACGAAACCGCAAUAUUGAAGCAAAAAUUUUUUCAUAAAUAUGGACAUUGAAUUGAAAAACUGCAAUGUCAAAUUAAUUGUGAUGUUUUUGGAAGGAAUCAUGUUGUGUAUUAUAUAAAUAUCAAAAUUAACAAAAAUAUAAAAAUCCUAAAACAUGCUUAACAAUUAAGAACCAGUGAAUGGUAAAAAAAUUAAAAAAUAUAUUGAAAACUGUUGAAACGAAAAUCUAAUAAAAAAUAAAAAAAAAUUUUAACACGUUUUGCAAACAAAAAACAGAAAAAAGCUUCACUAUGUAAACAAACAAACAAUUAGCUACAUACAUGAGUACAGCGGAUACAUUUGCACCUAGUGUACAUACCAACAUAAGAAGGUACAUGACCUUCUGGAAUCUUUACAAUGCUGUGAAUGAAUAUUGACAACUACAGCAUAGAAUAGAGGAAGUGAUAAGUGUGUGAGUGAAUAAUAACAAAACAAUUUUGUAGAACAAUUUGCAAGACACACUAAAAACUAAUAGAAAGCAAAUAACCAACAACAACAACAACUAAUUGAUAAAAGUAACAUAUAGACAUAUAUGUAUAUGUAUAUGUAUAUGUGUGUAUGCUUAAGACAUGUACGCUUGUAAUUGAAAUGCAAACAAAUUAACAAUCGACACAUACAAGAAUAGCAAGUGCAAAAACAAAAAAAGAUGAAUACAACAACAACCAUAAAUAACUACAUAAAAGCAAUCAUGUGCGAUAUUUAAAAACCAAUAAGUCAGCGUUAAGAAAACAUAAACAAAAACAUAAUAAAAAUAAAUAGAAAAACAAAUACAAAUAAACAAAACAAUCAACAACAACAACAAGCAAACGUUAUUAACAAUAACAAUUACAACAACUACAUGUAUUCUUGUGUGUCAUGUGCACAUACUCAUAUGUGGAAGUAACGCUUUAAAACACUAUUCUGUACUGUGAAAGCACGAGAGCGGCAUAUGUAGUUGACAAAGUGACAGUGUGACAACAAGUGAUAAGCAAAGAACGGAAAGAAAAGAGCAAAACAACACAGCGGUAAACAUUCCUUUAGCUACCCUGCAGGGUUGCGGCUAAUCGUACACCUACUCCGUUAUAGACACACACACACACACACACACUCGCAUACUCAGUGAUCCAACAUGCCGGUUCCUGUGAAUUACCGUUGCAGAUUAUGUGCCGACAGUCUAAUUGCGGUUAUUGUGGUUCUGCGGCUGCUGCUCUUCCUGACUCGUGUCGGUCAUGGCACCUGUCAAGACCCUGCUGUCUACUUCCCCAUGUCGGCGGUGAAACUAAAUCUGCCAUUUAAUGAAAAGUCACAGAGCAUAUUUUCCAAAAUACCAAUUGGACGCUUUCAAAUAUUGCACUUAGGGAAGGGACAUAAUGACGAAACUACAGAAUAUCUCUACACUUUGGAGAAUAAUGAAUUGCUGCAUGUGAACGGCAGCACUGGAGAGGUCUUCAUGAAGAACGACUAUCAAACCACACAAAAGAAGACGAAAAUUAUCUUAACCGCCAUACCAAGGAAGGCGCACAAGGCGUUGGGUAAAAUACCACAAAUGACAUUGGAGGUGACGCCACAAGCGGAAGCUGAGUAUUGUGCGAAUUUGGAGAAUGUCUGCUUUUGGGCUGCAGCACAGUAUACGAUAGUGGAAGAUGCCAAUGCCGCCGCUAAGGAUGCCGAGCAGUUGAGUGCAUUCGAACCGUUGCGUGUGGGCACUUUGAAUCCGCGUGCUACACGCUAUCUCUGCCCCACAAUGGAUGUGAAAUAUGCGCUGGCGAGUGGUGGCAAAUAUUUUACAUUAAAAAAUAAUGAAAUCUACACUAAAGUACCGUUGGAUUAUGAGUACUUCAACACCACGGAGGUGGCGAAUUUAGCGGUCACUGUCGACUGUACGAUUAAAAUGAGCGAAGCAAAAACGGUCGCAUUCAAUAAGACGCUACAUGUGGCACUGCUGGAUCGCAAUGACAACGGACCGGAGUUACAAAAUGAGGACGACUACAAUUUCGUGCUGGAUAAUCCACAUUUCAAACAGGACGAUCCCAUUGGCAAUAAGAUUAUAUUCACGGACAAGGAUUCGCUUACAUCCAAUACACAUUUGACUUAUCAGAUUUUUAAUGAUACCAGCGAAUUGGUGCGCCCCGAUUGCACCGCCUACGAAGCGGAUCAUACUGGAAAAAGGAAGUCCAUAUUCAGUUGUCAGAUUUUAUUUGCGCGCAAUGGCAUUCUAAGUCAAUCAUCGUAUUGCUUCAGUUUAGUGGCAAGCGACAGUACUGUCAAUACGAAUACAAUAAAAACAGCCAAAGCAAACAUCUGCCUACGCACCGAUCCCAAUAAGAUACACGAGGCUGAUCGUCCGCGCGUCUUGGAGUUGCGUCAACAACGCGGCAUGAGCCGACGUCUGACCAACACGGCAGAUGAGAUAUUAACUAGUGGAGAUGUAGGUUUCUUGGCCCAGAGUAUAUUAAGCACAUAUCCCAAGGACGUCUCCAUUCAUCGCACAGCCAUGGCAUAUAGUCGUGUAGCACAACCAGAAAACUAUCAGAGCUUGAUGGAAAUGUCAGAGGUGCGUUUCACUAUCGCUGAAGAUCGUAGUGGUGCUUUUGGCAUAACAUCGUCAGCGGGAAUCGUCUAUGUGAAGGAUACCACGGCAUUGGAGCAAUCACCAGAGACAGUUUACUUCCUUAACAUCACAUGGCACGACGCCUACCAACGUUCGUUCGUCGUCAAUGUGCAUCUCGUCGACGGUCAGGCCAACAAUGCAACCUGCGAACAUAAGACCAAAUCACGCAGUCAAACUUGCGCACAAAUUAAAUACCCAAAACAAUGUACGAAAUUUUGUGGACUCGGCACAAAUGGUGGCGCCUGUAUAUGGCGCGGUUCCAAUGCGGGUUUCUUCGGACGCAAUUACGCAUCCUGUGUGCCCGACGCCACAUACUGUCCGGACAAUAUUUGCGAUCCAUUAGAAGAACUGAAUACAUUCAUUUGUCCACAGGACUGCGUGGGCGCCGGUAAAAUUAUGGGUCCACACACAUCGAAUAAUAAUAAACGCGGCAUCUAUUCCGCUUCGGGCACUUGCACCUGCGAGGAUAACGGCAAAUGCUUAUGUGCGCCACUCGACGAUGAAGAGCCACGUCCGAAGCGCAAACGGAAGAACGAAACCAAGUCGGUGGAUGUCAAUAAAUUUACUAAAUUUGGUGGUUUGGAUGUCACGCAGACAGCACACAAUAAUCUAAAUGGUGGAACCAUCGAGCAGGAUGCUAUGAGCAUACAUGUGGCAGGCUUUACAUGCGGCAGAUCGUGCAUUCUACUCGCCAUCACAUGUCCAAUUAUACUGAUCGUCUUGAUUAUCUGUUUAAUUGCUUCACAACGAAGUCUUAAGCGUCGCACGCGUGGCAAGGAAGCGCUCUCGCAAAAGCCAUCAGGUGAUUGUGAUAUACGUAACGGCGAUGUACCGUUAAUGCAGUUGGAAUGCGGUUUGGCUAAAUUCGAUACAGCCGACUCCAAAUGGGAGUUCGAACGCGGAAAGCUACAGCUGGACGUGGUACUCGGUGAGGGUGAGUUCGGCAAAGUGGUUAAGGCUUAUGCAUCCAAUAUUGCUGACAUACCCGGUGUAACUACGGUGGCCGUGAAGAUGCUUAAGAACGGCGCCAAUUCGGUCGAAUAUAUGGCAUUGCUUUCGGAAUUCCAAUUGCUACAGGAAGUCUCACAUCCAAAUGUGAUUAAGUUGCUCGGCGCUUGCACGAAAGGCGAUACGCCGAUGAUUAUUAUUGAGUACGCGAAAUAUGGCUCGUUGCGCAGUUAUUUACGUUUGAGUCGGAAGAUCGAGUGUGCGGGUGUGGAUUUCACAGACGGUGUAGAACCGAUAACUGUGAAGAAUAUCUUAUCGUUUGCCUGGCAGAUUUGCAAGGGUAUGGCGUACUUGACGGAGAUUAAGCUGGUACAUCGUGACUUAGCUGCCCGCAAUGUCUUACUGGCCGACGGGAAAAUCUGCAAAGUAUCCGAUUUCGGACUGACACGUGAUGUCUACGAGGACGAUGCGUAUUUGAAGCGUUCGCGUGAUCGGGUGCCCGUGAAGUGGAUGGCACCCGAGUCUUUGGCCGAUCAUGUCUACACGACCAAAUCAGAUGUGUGGGCUUUUGGAGUGCUCUGUUGGGAAUUGAUUACGUUGGGCGCAUCACCAUAUCCUGGCAUACCACCACAGAAUCUCUAUCAUUUAUUGAAAACUGGCUAUCGUAUGGAGAAGCCGGAAAAUUGUUCGGAAGAAAUUUACUCCAUUGUGCGCACAUGUUGGAUCGACGAUCCGAACUCGCGUCCGUCCUUUAAAUAUCUGGCCUCACAAUUCGAAAAGUUACUCGGCAAUAAUGCCAAAUAUAUCGAAAUGGAAUCGAGCGCUAUUUCGAAUCCCAUGUAUUGCAUCGAUGAGGCCAAACUGACCGGCACAUCACAACCGGAUUUAACUGCAUGCCUCGAACAGCAGCUGGGCGAACCCGAGUCGUUGGAUCAUCUCUGGCAGACACCGAAAAUUUGCUAUGACACACAAGAAUGCCCGAGUAGCCGCGAAUUCUCGACAAAUUUCAGCAUGGAAUUUCAACAACCACCACCACCGCCCGGCUAUGACGUGCCACGUCCACUUAUCGAGGCGGCCACCACUGAGCAGACCUUACGUUAUGAAAAUGAUUUACGUUUCCCCUUAAAUAUACGUAAAUCGGUGUGUAAUGCCAGCAUCACGUCGAAUAGUCAAAAUGGCAGCAGAGCCGGUGGUGGUGGUGGUGGCGAUGUAGAUGGUGAUGGCAACAAUGCAUUGGCGGCACACUAUUCGGUGCCAGUGAAACGUGGACGCUCUUACGUGGAUAUGACAAACAAGACAUUCAUACCCGAUAACUUGGAUAGUGAUGAAUUUGAGAAACAUCUCUCGAAAACAAUCUCAUUUCGAUUUUCUAGUCUACUGAAUUUGAAGGAACAAGAUUUGGGCGCGGUUUAAGACUAUACAAGAGUACUAGAUGUGUAUUUGUAAGGCUUGAGGGGUACAGGGACGGUUUUUUAUUUAGAAAUUUGUUUACUUAUAGCAUCUAAUAAUGUAUAUGUGUAUGUAAAGUAAAUUGUUGAUUAGUUUUAGUUCAUGAAUUUAUAAAAUUAGUUAAAUUAUUUGUGUUUAAGGAAUUUGGAGGUGUUAGAGGUGGAGAGGCUAAUUUUUUAUAAGAAAUCUCGAUGUAUAAAUGUUUAAGUGUGUAUGUGUGUGUGUGUAUUUAUAAUGACUUUAAAUUAGGUUUGGCCGUAUUAGUUGCCAAAGAGAAUACUCUGGUAGUAAAAUUUAAAUAUAUUUUUUUAAAUAAUUUCUAGCAAUUUUAAGCGUAAA